This is a messenger RNA of Daphnia pulicaria, 1623 nucleotides long. RefSeq lists its product as uncharacterized. The record is from RefSeq and is a predicted model, not a curated record. Gene Ontology annotation, molecular function: protein binding. NCBI's taxonomy places the organism in Eukaryota, Metazoa, Arthropoda, Branchiopoda, Diplostraca, Daphniidae. Bases 667 to 1269 code for a protein of 200 amino acids. The transcript has 8 exons.
UGUUUUAUGUUUUGCGUGCUUCUACGAAAGACGGUGAGACGACGGCACCGCCUCAUUUGUCGAGUCAAAACCUCGGUCAAAACAUUCAAAGUGUCGAUCGUAAUUCACCUCGGGUGCCAUCGUUUCUGUUCGCCCGCCAACAAGGUACCCAGGUGAGUAGCUGAUCUUGUCCCAGUGCGAUGGAACAUAUUCCCGACUCUGACGGCAUGCGCCAUUUGGUGUGACAGAGUCGGGAGUGUUGAGAUCGUGGAUUUUAAUUUCCCCAUCCAUGGAUCCGCUGAUGAUGGAAUCACCUGGAACAUCGCAGUAGUCCUUCGUCUCCCCAGUAACAUUCUAAACAGGUUGAUUCCAUGUCGUUCAGAAACGAAUAUGCAGUUGGCUCAGCAUCUUUUGUCGCCCAUGUCACAUCGUGCCGGAUGUCAUUACUACUCUGAGCAACAGGACAGCCCCGGCCUGACAAAGCACGCCAAUUCUCAAGUUUGGCAAUAAAGUUGUGAAAGCAAAACCUAUGGCCUCUUCUGCUUGUGGUACGACUCCUAUUUAAAUCCAAAUUUAAAAUCCCCACUUCACCCCAUCGAGUGAUGCCAGUCCUGCAACCUUUUAGAGAACAUGGUAACCAGAGCAUUCACUGGGCUCCAUCAGACGAUUUCCUGGUGGCCUUAAGAGAUGGAGUUUUAUUGGAACUUUUAUUAUCGAGUCAACGAGGGCUACAAGAAAAUUGAGAUUUGGAACAACGACUUCGACAUGGGAGACCCCGGAGACCCAUUCCGUCAUGUUAUCUGGAAUAGCACAGGUGAUUCCAUCAUCAGAGGAUCUAUGGGUGGUGAAAUGCAAAACCACGAUCUUAACACUCCCGACUCUUUCACAUCAAAUGGCGCAUGUCGUCAGAGUCGGGAAUAUAUUUCAUCGCAAUGGGACAAGAUCAUCUACUUACCUGUGCCUCCUCAACUGAAGGGGUCGGGGUUUACGACCUCCGCCAAACGGGUGGGUCCACUAAACCCAUUUUAUCAUUGCAUCAGAAUCUCGCCGCUUAUAGCCUCUCCUGGUCAACCAACGGGCUUUUACUGGCUGUCGGCUGCGAGUCUGCAACUUACUUGUGGGAUGUCUGCCAUCCAUCCAAAGCAAUUACCGGCAAUUAAUAUUUUCAGAAACCCCGGAGACGAAAAUCCCGUCAGAGUCAUGAAUUGGUGUCCCUGGAAACUCCAUGUUCUCUUUACCAGCACAAGUUAUCCAGAGUCGAGCAUCCGCCUUCACAGUAUGGUUAUUUAAUUAUGCAACGACGGGUGGGUUGAUUGACGACUUUGAAUGCGCAUCAGAAGUGUCGGGGAUCCAAUUCAACGUCGAGCUGGACCAAGUUGCCACUUCACAUAAUGAUUUUUUAAGAGUAGAUGCUACGAGACAUGUGGGGGACUUUCUAAAGCAAUCAAAUUUAAAAGCCAAGACACUGAUUAACUUUUUUCUUUUCGUCGUAGUCAAUUUUAUGCAUUCAACCUUAUCCGCUAGUCCUACAUAUUCAAUUUCUUCAACAAUAUUUUAAUGAAUUUUAAUCAUUUUAUUAUGUAAUUUUUUUAAUAUAUUGUUUUGUAAAUAAAAAAAACAGCUGCGGUAGUUAUUUAAACAAAA